Messenger RNA from Etheostoma cragini (Arkansas darter), 3890 nucleotides. RefSeq lists its product as uncharacterized. Gene Ontology annotation, molecular function: protein binding. The coding region runs from base 32 to 2872 and encodes 946 amino acids. The record is from RefSeq and is a predicted model, not a curated record. The transcript is spliced from 8 exons. Lineage: Eukaryota; Metazoa; Chordata; Actinopteri; Perciformes; Percidae.
UUACCAUUAGAACCCCAAAGAUGUUGUGCACAUGCGCGUUGUGCAAUCUACCGGAGCGCGAGAGGUAGGGAAGGGAGUCCUAAUGGCGGAGAAUGUACGGUCGCCUUUUGACUACCGGGAGCCACCGACCCUCGACAGCGACGGGGAUGGGAGCAAACCUCCGCCGCCACGGGGGCGAGUCUGUGGGAGAAAAAGGAAGGGGACACCUGUCAAGGUGUGUGACCGAGCGUAUGUAACAGAAGAUGAGGAGGAGGAGAGUAUGUCAGAGCACAGCUACAGCCCUGGUGAUGGCCAGUACCCAGAGGGUGGAGAAGACCGCCUCCCUCCACCUGGCAGUCCCUACUACCUCUCUGAUCCCACUCAGCUCUGUGUGCCAGAGUUGGGGGAGGAGGGUGCGAGUGGUGUUCGGGGACCUGUCCUCUUCCAUCCGCCGCCCAACUGCCGGAUUCGAGAAGUCCACUGUGGGACACAGGUGCGGUUGGUUGUCAUAGCAAUCCGAGACAUCGCCAAAGGGGAGGAGAUCACAGUGGACUACAGCCUGACGGACUGGGGCGAGAAUGCAAUGGAGGAAGAGGCCGGCCCCCAUCCACUGUCCCUCUCUGUCUCCGACUACCUUACCCCCUCUUGGUCCUUAUCACCCUCCUCCUCCCCGCUCACCCACUCUGAGCCCAGCGACUCAGACCGUGAGGAGGACGAGGAGGAGGAAGACGACGACGACGAUGACGACGACGACGAAGAAGAGGAAAUUGAGGAGAUAAGGGGCCGGAUGCUUCGCCGACGCAAGAAGCGCAAGCUGCCCGCGGCAACCAACUCAAAGAAGAAGAGCGAGCCCACCACCUCCACUGGGCGCCCCUGCUCCUCCUUCUCCCACCCGGCACCUGUCCCCCCCACGGCCAGAUCCCAGUCCCAGCCCCCCGGCAGCGGCCUGGCCCCCCCGACCACCAACAUUAACAACAAUAUCAACAUAAACAUUGGCAGCUCCAGCGGGGCCACGGUGAGCCGGCGGCAGCACUGCCCGUACUGCGGCCGCCACUACCGCUCGUUGGCCCGCCACCUGGAGAAGCACCAUGGCAACCAGCCGGAGGUCCGAACAGCCAUGGAGCUGGCUCACCUGCAGACACACAGCUCUUCAAACGGCAGCGCCUCGCAGCCCCACCCCUCGUCCUCCUCCACCACUCACAGCCAUUCCUUUGCUGUCCCUCAGCCCUCGGCCUCCAACCCUGCUCCCCCGCCCCUCUUCUCCAGGGAGAGGGAGUCCCCCGCUACCCGCUCCAGCACGGGUGGCGUCUCCUUCUCCCUCUCGCUUUCGCCGCCUUCUCCCGCUCAGCCUGCAGCCACCAAAAAGGGGCCUAGCUUACAACCCCCCAGCACAAAACGCCCCGCCCCCGCGAUGGUUUCGCGAGUCAAGAGUCCGUCACCCCCUCCCCCAGCUACUCCUAGAAGGGGUCGGAGGCUGAAGAGAGAGAAGCACGAAGAGCAGCAAAAGGUGGAGGUGGAAAGCUCAAGGAGUCAAGAGGAGCUGGUUCCACCUCCUACUCCGGAGCCAGACAUAGAUCCAGAUGAAGAUCUAGAGCUGAGUGGAGAAGAACACGCUCCGGAGGAGAAGAACGGAGACAUCGUAAGCAUACAGAGACAUCACAUGUCCCCGCUGCUCUCGUCCCUCUCCUGUUUGGUCCUCUACCUCCGCCGCCAGCAGCACUCCUCUUUCCUCUCUCUAACCCGUUCUCCCCACUCUGCCGAGGCCUGGCGCCUGCUCUGCCAUUCCAGCCUCUCCCUUCUCAUCCUCUACAACCGCCACCGGGAAUGUGAAGUGGCCAAGCUCACUGUCCAGGACUACCGCGACCGUGUAAACCCUCUGGUCGGCUCCAGCAACGGCUCCCCCUCUGCCAUGGAAGCCCCCCUGUCCCCCUUUGAGCGCCAGGUCCUCUGUAACCUUCCGCGGGCUAGUGUUUUGGGCAAGCGUGGUCGCAUCCAGCCACUUAUUCUCCCGCCGCACUGUGAGUCCUGCCUGGACCUACUCCUUCAAACCAGCUCCAAUGUGGGCGUGGACCCAGAGAGUCCCUAUGUCUUCUCCCGGCCCUACCACUCUCCCGCCACACCGCUCCGGGGCACGGACCUCCUGAGAAACCUGGCACGCUCCAGCGGGGCCAAGAACCCAGGUGCAUUAACGGCGACGCGUGUGCGGCGGCAGGUAGCAAUACUAACUCAGCUGCUGCUGUUAGAGGAGGGCGAGGUACAGGGGGAGGCCACCAAACGGCUGGAGGAGUUCCUGGAACGGGAGUACCACGUGACCCAGAACUGCUCCACCAUCAUACAGGAUCCAGCACUGAUGGGGCGUGUGGGGCGUGUCGUUCUUUACGGAGAGAAGGAGGGCGUGCUGUUCCGAGGGAUGAGCCUCCAGCACAUCUGUCUGGAGUUGGAUGUAAUGUCCGGCAACUCAGCAGACUCCUUCUCCGAAGAUUCCGAGGCCGAGGAAAAAAAGGAAGAAGUUAAGGAGAAAGCGGAGGUGACGGUGAAGAAGAAAGGACCGGGGCGACCGCCACGGAAGAAGAGAGCACCCGUUUCCUCCCCAGGCAACCCGUCAAUACCCAGUGUUCAUAAGAGAAGAUGCAUUCCUCCCAAAUCAGGGAAGCGUGGCGUGCUGAAGCGCCCGUGGUCAGAGGCUGAGCGUGUAGCCGUGGAGACUCACCUAAAGAGAAACCUCGUGGAGCUGCGAGUCCCGGCCAAGGCCGACUGCGAGCGCUGCCUGGAACUCUGCCCCCUGCUGGUGAGCAACCAGCGAGACUGGAGGGCGAUCAAGUUCUACGUCCACAACCGCAUCCAGCUGCUGAAGAAGCAGGGGAGGAGGGAAAGUGCCGCGGCCGUCUGCUAGAGACAGACACAGAACGACGCAGAGGACACAUACCAUAAUGUAUAAACCACCAGCAAUCAUAAAGAAGAGAAAAGGUGGGGUCAGAAGUGAGAAGUGUAUUAAAACGGACGGGUUGCUCCAGUGAAGGAUCAGUCAUACUCCUAGUGUUGGGGGGUCCAGUGUCUGUUCUGGAUCUGCUUUUAAGCUGUCGGAAAAGAUGAUGCUUAUUUGUUUUUGUCAUCCUCUAUUAAAUAGUUGACAGUGAGACAUAGGAGAGAGAAGGUGACACGCAUCGUACGUCCCUGGAGUGUGACACCAGUCCGCUAGGUUGCUGUUAGUGCUCUAGACCACCAGGACGUCUUUACAGAUGGUCCUCGGUCUAGGUUGCUUUCACUAAAGGCUGAUGACCAAACAUGAAUGUGGAAAGCUUUGGAGGAAGAAACCAAUGGUCCCCAUUUUUUUCUUUUUUAAAAAUAGAUAUAAAAUCGGAAAAAUAGCCCACAGAUAGACUACGUAUGAACUUGUAUACUUUGUGUUUGAUAUCGACUGACCUCGCGCCCAACUGACGAGCGUAUUAAAACAAUUGUUGGGACAAUGACAUUUGGACAUCAGUGAAGUGGUUUUGCACACCUCUUCUACCCUGGUCAUAGUCUAGACUUCUGUAUCGAGGCACGCCUACUUGAAUUUAUUGCGUAUCGGAAUUUUUAAAGAAAUAUUUCAGAAUCAACUUACGGUCUUAUUCACAAUGUAAAUACCUCCUAAUCUAUGGCAAAUAUAAAGUAGUGAUGUGUGUGGUGUAUAUACUGUAAAUAGUACCUGUACUUAUUAAAGUGUAUGACAUUUUGCUGUGUUUUCUUAAACCGGACUGUGACGUGAGUUUUACAUUGUGGAUUCCGGGCGAUGCAAAGAAAAUAGAAAUAACAAAUGAACACAGGAUCCCUUCUUGGUUGAGUUUAUUCAAACAGCUGGCAUUCACAAAGCGUACACACAUUACAGGAAAAGUUUACAUUUUAACAUCAAUUAUUGGAAGGCAUUCACA